Molecule: messenger RNA, 1164 nt
Organism: Cyphellophora europaea CBS 101466
Lineage: Eukaryota; Fungi; Ascomycota; Eurotiomycetes; Chaetothyriales; Cyphellophoraceae
Exons: 3
Coding region: 1-1164 (387 amino acids)
Biological process (GO): cytoskeleton-dependent cytokinesis
Cellular component (GO): septin complex; cell division site; septin ring
Molecular function (GO): GTP binding; GTPase activity; molecular adaptor activity
Source: RefSeq, a predicted model, not a curated record
AUGGCUCCCGCUCCCACUUCAGAUUCGUCGGCGUCGCCUAUUGGCAUCGCCAAUCUGCCCAACCAGCGACACAAGAUUGUCGCAAAGCGAGGCGCUGCUUUCACUAUCAUGGUUGCUGGCGAGUCGGGGUUGGGAAAGACCACCUUUAUCAAUACUCUGUUCUCUACCACAAUCAAGAACUAUACCGAUCACAAGAAGCGGCACGCCAAGCAGGUCGACAAGACCGUCGAAAUCGAAAUCACCAAAGCUGAGCUGGAAGAGAAGUUCUUCAAGGUUCGGCUGACCGUCAUCGACACCCCCGGUUUCGGCGACUAUGUUAACAACCGUGACUCGUGGAUGCCUAUUAUCGAAUUCCUCGAUGACCAACAUGAGUCCUAUAUGCUCCAGGAGCAACAACCCCGCCGAACAGACAAGAUCGAUCUGCGUGUCCACACCUGCCUCUACUUCAUCCGCCCAACCGGCCACACCCUGAAGCCCCUCGAUAUCGAAGUCAUGAAGAGACUCUGCACACGCGUCAACUUGAUCCCUGUCGUUGCGAAGGCCGAUACACUAUCACCUGCCGAUCUCGCCGUGUUCAAGCAGAGAAUCCGAGCCGUCAUUGAGGCUCAGGGCAUCAAGAUCUACCAACCACCCAUCGAGGAAGAUGAUGAGGCUGCUGCACAGCAUGCCCGCGCCCUCAUGGCUGCUAUGCCUUUCUCCGUCAUUGGUAGCGAGAAGGACGUCAAGACUUCAGAUGCGCGCAUUGUGAAGGGUCGUCAAUACGCGUGGGGUGUUGCCGAGGUUGAGAAUGAAGAGCACUGCGAUUUCAAGAAGCUGCGGUCCAUUCUCAUCCGUACUCACAUGCUUGAUCUCAUUCACACCACCGAAGAGAAUCACUACGAAGCCUACCGUGCUCAACAAAUGGAAACAAGGAAGUUUGGCGAAGCCCGACCAAGGAAAUUGGACAACCCCAAGUUCAAGGAAGAGGAAGAGGCGCUCCGAAAGCGUUUCACCGAACAGGUCAAGGUUGAAGAGGGGAGAUUCCGCGGCUGGGAACAGAAGCUUAUCGGGGAACGCGACCGUCUGAACAAGGACCUCGAAGCCACCCACGCCCAGAUCAAGCAGCUUGAGGCCGAGCUGGAGCAAAUGCAAGGCAGCGCAGUGAGAAGUCACGGUCGUCGUUAG